AUGCUGAUACAUAUCAGAAGCCUCCUCCCUCGAAAGAUCUCAUCUUUAACUCGUCAUGCCUCUCACACCUACUUCUCCGUAUCUGCCCAACCCUCUCACCUCCCCCCUGACGAGGAGGCACGUGACGUGGCAUCAUUACUAAAAACCCCAAAUUGGGAAAAAAACAACACUCUCAAAUCCCUAACCUCCCACAUGAACCCACACAUCGCUUCACAAGUAAUCUCCCUUCACAGCAACGAACCCCACACGUGCCUCCGUUUCUUCACUUAUGUCUCCAAACACUCCUCCUACUGUUUCUCCCCACCUCAAAAACUCCACCUCCUGAAACUAAUCGUCUCUUCCGGUCUAUACCAAAUCGCGCAUAGUGUCACCCUCUCCUUGAUCAGAGAGUUUAAUAGGAGCGGGAAAGUGAUGUUAAUACUAAUGUCUUGUUUUAACGAGAUGAGAGAUGAGACUGGGUUCAGAUUGAACUACCCUUGUUACAGCUCGCUUUUAAUGUCUUUAGCUAAGCUUGAUUUAGGGGUUUUAACUUACUUAACUUACAGAAGAAUGGAAGCUGAUGGGUUUGUUGCUGGGGAGAUUGAUUACAGAACAAUUGUUAACGCUCUGUGUAAGAAUGGCUUCACAGAAGCUGCUGAGAUGUUUAUGUGUAAGAUUGUUAAAAUUGGGUUUGUUUUGGAUUCUCAUAUAUGUACUUCUUUGGUUCUUGGGUUUUGCCGUGGGUUGAGAAUUGGAGAGGCUUUUAGAGUGUUUGAUGUUAUGUCUAGAGAGGAAGGUUCUGCACCAAACUCUGUUACUUACUCUGUUUUGAUUCAUGGGUUGUGUGAGGUAGGGAGGAUUGAUGAAGCUUUUGGGUUUAAAGAUCAGAUGAGUGAGAAAGGUUGUGAGCCGAGUACACGUACUUAUACUGUGCUUAUUAAGGCCUUGUGUGAUAAGGGUUUGGUUGAGAAAGGUUUUGGAUUGUUUGAUGAGAUGAGGGCUAAAGGGUGUAAGGGGAAUGUACACACGUAUACGGUUUUGAUUAAUGGGUUGUGUAGAGAUGGGAAGGUUGAUGAGGCUAAUGGGAUUUAUCGGAAGAUGGUUGGGGAUGGGGUUUAUCCUAGUGUGGUGACUUAUAAUGCGUUGAUUAAUGGUUAUUGUAAAGAGGGGAGGAUUGUUCAGGGUUUUGAGAUUCUUGCUGUGAUGGAGAAGAGGGGUUGUGGAGCUAAUGUGAGAACUUUUAACGAGCUUAUGGGAGGGUUGUGUAGAGUUGGGAAACCGUUCAAGGCUGUGCAUUUGUUGAAGAGGAUGAUUGAUAAUGGUUUGUCACCUGAUGUUGUGAGCUACAAUGUUUUGAUCGAUGGGUUUUGUAGAGAAGGGUUUAUGAAUGUGGCUUACAAGCUCCUUGGUUCAAUGAGUUCUUUUGACAUUGAGCCUGAUUGUGUCACAUUCACGGCUAUAAUUGAUGCUUUAUGCAAACAAGGGAAGGCUGAUGUAGCGAGUGCGUUCUUGGUUUUGAUGGUGAGAAAAGGAAUAAACCUUGAUGAAGUUACAUGUACAGCUCUUAUUGAUGGGUUCUGUAAACUCGGCAAAACUAAGGAUGCAUUGUUUAUCUUGGAGACAUUGGGGAAGAUGAGACUGUUGACAACUCCUCACUCACUGAAUGUGCUUCUCGAUGUGCUAAGUAAAGGCUGUAAUGUCAAAGAGGAAUUAGCGAUGCUUGGGAAAAUUAAUAAGCUUGGUUUAGUUCCUUCUGUUGUGACGUACACAACAUUGGUUGACGGGUUGAUUCGUUCAGGUGAUGUUAGCGGUUCCUUGAGGAUGCUAGAAGCGAUGAAGUCAAGUGGUUGUUUGCCGAAUGUUUAUCCGUACACAAUCAUCAUCAAUGGUCUUUGUCAAUUUGGUAGACUCGAAGAGGCAGAGAAGCUUCUUGCUACAAUGCAAGAUUCAGGAGUUUCACCGAAUCAUGUUACUUAUACUGUUAUGGUGAAAGGAUAUGUCAAUAAUGGAAAACUAGACCGCGCUCUCGAAACCGUAAGUGUUAUGGUUGAAAGAGGGUGUGAACUAAACGAGCGUGUCUACUCUUCUUUGCUACAAGGACUUGUUGCUUUACAAGGAAGCGAUGAUGCGUGUCUCAACAAGCUAAUAUCUAUGGUUGAACAGCUAAGUGGGUCAACACGUGGAUUAUAUGACUUCGUGGUCACACGUCUAUGCAAAGAAGGAAGAAUAGAUGAGUCAAAUAAACUUAUCCAAUCUAUGCUUAAAAGAGGUGUUUAUAUUGAGAAGGCAAUAGACACCAUCAUAGAAUCUUACUGUGGACGGAAGGAACACAACAAGUGUCUGGAGCUGAUCACACUAGUUCUUGAAACCGGGUUCGUCCCGAGUUUCAAAUCCUUCUGUUUAGUGAUUCAAGGUUUGAAGAAGGAAGGAGAGACUGAGCAGGCACGUGAGCUCGUGAUGGAGCUUCUGAGCUCAAAUAAUGUUUUAGAAAAAGCUAAAAUGUUGGAUUAUGUGAAGUGUCUGAUGGAAGGAGAUGAAACUGGUGAUUGCAGUGAAGUCAUAGAUUUAGUUGAUCAAUUGCACUGCAAAGAAAGACCUAUGUUCUAAGUUACACUUUUAGAAUUUUUGUAUAGCCAUUUUUGGAAAUUCUAUUGAAAUUUUGAUUCCCAC
Messenger RNA from Eruca vesicaria subsp. sativa (arugula), 2649 nucleotides. The record is from the annotation of a GenBank genome assembly. Lineage: Eukaryota; Viridiplantae; Streptophyta; Magnoliopsida; Brassicales; Brassicaceae.